Macrosteles quadrilineatus (aster leafhopper) is the source of this 3365-nucleotide messenger RNA. RefSeq lists its product as uncharacterized. The record is from RefSeq and is a predicted model, not a curated record. The transcript has 2 exons. Bases 135 to 3200 code for a protein of 1021 amino acids. Lineage: Eukaryota; Metazoa; Arthropoda; Insecta; Hemiptera; Cicadellidae.
CACCUCAAAAUAUACCUGCACCAUCCCUAACCCAUUGUGUUCCUCCUAAUUGCACUGCAACAUUAACAAAUUCUACUAAACCUUUUUGUACUGUUAGUGGUUGCCCUUUUCUAGCACCCAUUAAAUCAAAAGAUAUGAACCCUAAUAAAAGAAUGACAACACCUCUGCCGAAGAGCUUAACCAAUGUUACUAAAGAAUCCGGUCAUGGAAACACAAAAAACUCUGAAAAGUAUAAAUAUCAUAAAAUGGAUUAUGGGUUGGCUCAAUCUCCAAACAAUACUAUGUCAACACACACCAACGUGGAGAUAGCUAUGAAAAAGACAUAUAAUUUAGAAGGCAUUCCUGAAGAAAAUAUAAAUCAGUCAUGGACGUUUUUGAGCCCAGAUAGCUAUAAGAGAGACUUAAACCUGUACCCAAGUGAUCUUAAAAAUACCUCAUACAUGCCCCUAAAAUCUGUUAGUCUUACAAUUAAUGUACCAGCUGAUAGAAUUGACAGCAAAACAUAUGUAGACAAGAGGAGACCAGAUUCCAACAAAUUUUCAAAUGUUGAAAAAACUUGUGAUGUUAAUGUUUCAGAAAGGAAAGCACCUAUAGAAAACACUAAGGUCUGGGCUUCCAUAUCAAAAGCCAGUGAAAAAACAGCAAAUGUUAAGCAGGAAAAGAUAACACAAACAACACAAAGUAGUUACAUUUCACCAUUAUCAAGUCUAUAUGUAGAUAUAUAUCCACAGUCUUAUACAAAUGUAAAAAUCACAAAAUCAGAUAGUAGAAAAAGGAAGUAUGAUAGUCGUAACAUAGAAAAUAUUGGCGGUGUUGAAUUUACAAAAAAGAACAUGGUUAGAGUCAAACCCAUGACUAAGGUUUGUCAUUUUGAAAAUGAAAAGUAUCUCAAAUCUGGGAAAAAACUGUGUCAAGUUGAUAUUUCUUCUGUUAAUAAUUUUGUAGAGAAGCGGGAUAAAAUGAGAAAUGAACUGUCAAUUAGUGACGACUUUGACUGUUUUAUGAGUCAUUUGGAAAAUACAGCUUAUCCAAAAAGAUGUAACAAAAGAGAUAGUCGGAUACAUUCUAACCCAACUAGCCUUAGUGUUAGCUCCAUCAGUGACUCACAUUGUAAUAACCUCCCCAUUGACAUGGUUUCUCAAGGGGGAAAUUCCUGUAAAAGUAAUAAGUUGAUAGAAAAGGAUUUCCGAUUCAAAACAAUUAAAGAAAUAAAUACUAAACCUUGCAAUAUUAGAGUUAAAGACUCUCAAGCCCCUAAAAAUGCGGCGGUUCUUGUAAAACAAAAAGACUUGUUGAAUUGUGACAAAUUUGAAGCACAAAAUAUUGAAUCUACUUGCUCUUCUCUCAUGUUACUGUCACAAUCAUGUGAAAAUAUUUUACAACCACUAAUUGAAAGAGGAAGUUUUGAAUCCAGACCGAAAGCAAAUGACCAAGUAGGGUUUUCAAAAAGUAUUGACAAGAAAAGUAAAAAUAGUGACUUUUUGAUGAUUAGUCAACAACCCACAGAAGAGAGCUUAGUUCUUUUAAAAGACAAAUCAGGUGUUAGAAAAACGUUGUCAGAAAAUGAAAUUCCUAUCCCUCUCAACCAUUUACCAAGUGAUCAACAAAUAAACUCAAAGGCUGAACAAAUAAACAACAUGUCAAGUAAACAGCAAAAUUGUUUGCAUACUAAUGGACCCCUAGUUAAUAGACCUAUACAUGUUCCUAAACGAGAACUUCAUAAUAAAUCAAUGUUGCAAUCCAGUACUGAAAGACACGUUAAAAACCUCACUCCAAUUACCUGUAAAAGAAAUAUCAAAAUAAUGUCAAAGGCACAGUCACCAGUCAAAAGUGUAGAAUCUAAAGAUGCAAAAAAAGUAGUUGUAAAUCGUUGUUCAUUAAAACGACUUAUAAAUGAAGGCAACCGUGUCAAAAACAUAGUAAACCCACAAACAAUUCAUCCACAUAUGAAACAGAAAUGCCCGGAAAAUAACCUGAAGCUCAGAAAGGGUGAUAAUGCAAAUGACAAUGAUUACUAUCAUAGUAGUUUUACUUCUGACAAUUUAAAAACACAUGAUCACAAAGCAGAGUUUUCUAAAAAGAAUGGUACUUCUAAAAAAAAUAACCUAAGUAAAGGUAAACAUUGCAAAAAUCAGAGUUCAGUGGGAAAUAAACAGCUUGAAGAAAAAUUGUUGCCUACAAUCAAAUCAGAAACUAAAUAUUGUGAAGAAGCAAAAAAUAAUCAUACACUUCUGCAAAAACCCUCAAAAGACAAUAUGUUUACUGCAGAACAGAACAUUAACACAAAAGCUCAAGAAACAAGUAAAAGUAAGAGUACGAAAGAUGCAAUUGCAUAUCAUAUAGAAGAAUGUAAUGCAAAUGGAUGCUCUGAAAAAUCAUAUCUGAAAGAUUUAGUUUAUAGAAUGAGAAGCUUAACACAGUCUGAGAUUUUAGAAGUCAUAAGUGAAUUUACUUCUACACUUGAAGAGAGUGAAUAUAUACAAGUUUCCAAAGAGCGAAAACCACCGUCAAUUAAAAAAGAGGUUCCCAUUCCAAAGGAACACAUACAAUCAAAAGGCAAGACCAUACAUAACCAUCCUAAAUCAUUUGAAGGUAAAACAAAUUUUGGAAAGAGAAAAAAUAUGAAAUGCUCAUUAGAGUCAAAAAUAGUUCCAAGUACUUCAAACUCAAAUAUAGAAAAGUUUAAUGCAGACGCCAAUAGUGGUUUAGGAGUAAACGUACAACGCACAUUAGAGACAAAACAGAAACCAUUAAAAACUCAAGUACCUAACAUUAGUACCAGCGCAGAUUCAAAACAAGUAGGGUUCAAAAGUUCAUCAAAAGGAAAUAGGCAUAACUUUUCUACAAUUCUGUCCAGUAAACCAAGGGUUCUGGACAAUGACAGCAACACACUCCCAAAAUGCAAAAGUAAUAGAAAGAAAAAACCAACUGAAUUGGACAAAAUUCAGGCUGAUUUGGAGACAUGCUAUGGUUUGGAUAACAUCAUGAAAUGUACUGGAAUUCGAUCUUGUAGGCUAAAAAAUAAUAUUGAUUAUCAGUUAAAAGAAGAUCUUACAGAAAGAAAAAAGACAAAGAAAAGAAAAAUUACAGAAGCUCAAGAUGGUUUAUAUUAUUUUCUUGAGGAUGAAAUAACAAUCAAAGAGGAGCCGAUUCCUGACCUGCCUUUUGACAUUAAGCAAGAACCAGAUGUAUUUGAAUGAUGUUAGAAGCAAUCGUUGGCAGCAAGAGUGGAGCUCAGCCAAUUUGUGAUCAUCCAAUUAGUAUCUUGCAUAUUAAUUUAGAAUAAAGACUAGGUAAUUGUUACUAGAAUAAGUCAGUCGUGUCAUCCUAUUAUUGUAAUGUGGAAAAAUAUUAAAUACUAUGUA